This is a messenger RNA of Owenia fusiformis, 1499 nucleotides long. The record is from the annotation of a GenBank genome assembly. Lineage: Eukaryota; Metazoa; Annelida; Polychaeta; Sabellida; Oweniidae.
CACCAGUGCAUGGUUCUCCUAAUGACUCACCACGUAAUACAUCCACUGCCACCCCUCCCCACACACAGUUACAGCCUAGUGCCAGUGCAAUAGUAACUGGUAUUGUUAAUAGACUUCGCACCCGACGCCGUAUCAAUGUAACUGCACAUACCUCUGGUACAACCAUCAAGAAACGCCGUGGACGACCACCUAAAGCAAAAACCAAAGCAAAACCAGCCCCCGUCCCUGGCAAUACCGGAGCCACCUGCGACUUAGCCACUGUUAUGAUGAUGAUCAGAGACCUAACCGAAAGUGUAAACGAGCUCCACGCCUUGAACAAAACAAACUCUGACCUAGUUAAGCAACUAGCGCGUAAGUCGGCAGACAAUGAGGAGCUCCAUAAGGAAAAUGCUGCACUCAGGGGCCAGAUCAAAUCUAACGCAAACCUGCCUAAGCCAAAAUCCCUGCUUAUUGGUUCAUCUAUUCUGCGCGAUGUUGAUGAAACCAAACUUGAAAACACUGAUGUUACAUGUAUACGCGGUGGAACUAUAUCGGAUGUACACAAGCGCCUGACUGAGAAGGCUGAUAGAUACGACAAAAUCUACCUUCAGAUCGGCAGCAAUGACUGCAAGCGUAACUCCGAUGUCGAACUCAUAUGUGAGAAUUAUAAGAUGCUACUUAAGGGAGCCAAACAGUGCUGCGAAUCUCUGGUUGUAUCAAGCAUUACGCCAAGAUUAGAUGACAACGAGGCCCAAGCGCGUGUCGAACAGGUCAAUGGCUUCCUCAUUUGCCAUUGUAUUGAUGAAGAUGUCAAGUACAUAGACAACGACACAACAUUCAAGUUACAAGAUGGCUCCAUCAACGAUGGUUUCCUUGCGCCUGACCAUCUACAUCUUGCUGACGCGGGAACAAAUCGGCUAAUUAAGAACUUGAAUAUAAAGACUAAUAUGUCCGAUAUAACCAAACCCAAAGAAACUCGUUUCCCUCCACGAAGACCCAACCAGAAACCCAAUGAACAACUAAGGCAAACCAGAAGCACAGCACCACCCCCCAUGAACAGUCAAACAUACGAGGCCCCGCAUCAACCACCCAGAAGACCUUCUACCCAUGCCACACGUAGACCUCCCAACCAUGUUCCUCAAAGACCCUCCAAAAACUCUAAUCCUAAACCCUCCCUGGACGGUUACAUACAAACAAACAAGCCCAAGCAAAGCAAUGCUUACCAGCCCCCCAGGCAACAUUCCAAUAUGAACACUGACAAUGUGCAAAAAUGCUUUAAAUGCAGUGAGACUGGGCACCUAGCCAAUUCUUGUUGGCACCCAGCCAUGGUACGCUGCCACGCCUGCAAGGAACUUGGGCAUAAGCAAUCCAAUUGCCCUAACACCCACCAGCACCAUAAUGGACAGUCUAAGCUUAAUGCUAACCACGCAAAUUUAGCUGGUCUCAGACACUCAUAUAAUAGUGAACCUAAUUAUGUGCCUAGCCUCUUGACCAGCAAUAGGUUUUCUGUAUUAGCAUAA